Messenger RNA from Arabidopsis arenosa, 2844 nucleotides. The record is from the annotation of a GenBank genome assembly. NCBI's taxonomy places the organism in Eukaryota, Viridiplantae, Streptophyta, Magnoliopsida, Brassicales, Brassicaceae.
CUACUUUCUCUCUGCGUUUUCUUCGGAAACCCUAAAACUCUUGAAGAAGAAGAAGAAAGACUCACCGUUAAAUUAGCUCUUCUCGAGGUCAAAUCUUCACUUUAUCCAGAUAAAUUCAGCUACUUCUUGGGUAUUGUGAGAGAAGAGUGGUGGAAUCAUUUUAUUUAAUAACCUUAUGGAGGAAGAGGUUGUCAUGUCUGAGAAUGGUAGUUUUGAGUUUCAUGAUGACACUUUAUCAUCAUCAGUUCAGAUUAAUGGUGUUCUUAAAGAGAAUGAGAAUCCAGAUGUUGAUUUUCUUGAGGAUUUAGAUUCUUACUGGGAGGAUAUAAAUGAUCGGUUAACUAUCUCACGAGUCGUGAGUGAUUCGAUUAUAAGGGGAAUGAUUACUGCAAUUGAGUCUGAUGCUGCUGAGAAGAUAGCUCAGAAAGACCUUGAGUUGUCGAGAAUUAAGGAGACUUUGCUUCUGUACCAUGUGGGUUCUGAAGAAAAUGAAUCCUCUGAGUCUCGUUUGGUGCAUGAUAAUAAGGGGGGUAUGGACAUUCAAGAUGAACUUACUCAAGGAUCUUUAAGCAGUCUUAAAAAAACAGCGAGAAAACAGUUGCUGAUGCUCGUUGAAGAACUCACCAAUUUGAGAGAGUAUAUUCACAUCAAUGUAUCAGAAGCCACCGUGGGUUUAGACAGCCGUCAUCAUGAGACCAGGUCCAAAACUGUCGAUAAAAUGCUUGAUUCCUUGAAGAGCAUUCUAGAGACUGUGUUGAAGCGGAAGAAUGAUAUGGAACUUCCCUCCUCGUGGCAGCAGGAGCAUGAUUUUCAAAAAGAAAUUGAGUCUGCAGUGGUGACUAGUUUUGUUCGGAGUCUCAAGGAUGAGUAUGAACAGAGAUUGUUGGACCAAAAAGCUGAAUUUGGUGGUAAUAGAAGUCUCAUACUUGGAAAUAUCAGAGAGAUUACUGGUCUGCGUCAGGAACUAGAGGCGAUUCGUAAAUCGUUUUUGGAUCAUGAAAAUGGGGACGAGGCAGGGGAGGUAGGGGACCGGAAAAGAGUGGAGCAAUUGCACCGCAAGAUGUCGGGAAGCCUUAAUUCAGUUUCUUCAGUUUGGGAAAAUGGUAAGCAUGAAGAGAGUUCUACUGGCUUAAUGCCUGAGUAUAAUGAGGCUCUAAAACACAUGUCACGAGAUAAUUUGAUCAGUCACUUUAAGAUCGAGAUGAAUAAAAUGAAAAGAGACCAUGAUUAUGAGAUACAAGAGCUGACAGAGCAAUGUUUUACCUUUAAGCGCAAGUAUUUGAAUUUAACGGAAAGGGGUUCUUUUUCUUUUAUGGGGAAGGAUAAGGAGCUAGAGGCGCUGAAAAAGAAGAUCCCAUUUGUCAUCUCUAAAUUGGAUAAGAUUUUGAUGGAAGAUGAAAAGUUGGUGUCUGAAGGCAAGAAUGAUGCUGAUGUUAAGCGCAAACUGGAAUCUCUUCUUCUGGAAAAUCGUCAACUGAAAGAUUCACUUUCAGACGCUGCUGAGAAGAUGUCACAGCUUUCUCAGGCUACGGCAGAUCAUCUAGAGUUGAUUCGAAAGCUCAAAUCAGAUGUUGAGGAUUCUUGUGUUGAAGCUUCUAUUUACAAAGAUGUUUAUGGGUGUUCUGUAACGGAGUUUCUGGGCCAGAUUAAAUGUGCAAAACAGGAGACAGAUUUAGAGCAUAGUAUGUUGAGAGAAGCAUAUGAGUUGUUAUUGGAAGAUCUUGCUAAAGAAGCCCGUGAAAGCAAGGAGGAGUUUGAAGACUCUUGUGUCGAGUCCGUCAUAAUGGAAGAGUGUUGUUCAGUCAUAUACAAAGAAGCCGUCAAGGAAGCUCAUAAGAAAAUUGUAGAGUUGAACAUGCAUGUAACAGAAAAAGAAGGAACUCUGAGAUCAGAGAUGGUUGACAAGGAAAGACUGAAAGAGGAGAUUCAUAUGCUGGGGUGUCUCGUCAAGGAGAAGGAGAAUUUAGUCCAAACGGCGGAGAAUAACUUGGCUACAGAGAGAAAGAAAGUCGAGGUAAUCUCUCAACAGAUUAACGAUCUGCAAUCUCAGGUAGAACAGCAAGAAACAGAAAUUCAGGAUAAAAGUGAAGCACUGAGAGUUGUUUCGGCACGCGAGUUAGAGAAAGUAGAAGGUUAUGAGACGAAGAUAUCCAAUUUGAGAGAAGAGCUAGAAUUAGCAAUAGAGAGUUUGAAGGAAAUCAAAGAUGAAAAAAGGAAAACCGAGGAGAAGUUAUCAGCGACAAAAGCAGAGAAAGAGACACUUAAAAAGCAACUUGUGUCUCUGGACUUAGUCGUUCCUCCUAAAUUGAUAAAAGGGUUCGACAUUCUAGAGGGUAUGAUAGCAGAAAAGAUGCAAAAAACGAAUUCUAGGUUGAAAAACAUGCAGAGUCAAUUGAGUGAUCUGUCACAUCUAAACAAUGAAGUCAAGGGGAAAGCAUCGACGUACAGGCAACGACUGGAGAAGAAGUGUUGUGACCUUCAGAAGGCCGAGACUGAGGUUGAUCUUCUUGGAGAUGAGGUUGAAACUCUCUUGGAUCUUCUUGAGAAAAUAUAUAUAGCUCUCGAUCAUUAUUCUCCAAUCCUAAAGCACUACCCUGGCAUCAUUGAGAUUUUGAGGCUUGUCCGGAGAGAACUUAGCGGAGAAUCAAAGAGACAAUCGGAUUGAUAAGUCGGAUCUCUUUCACACUAGUUUAUUUCUGUACAGAUCUCUCAGGUUUAUGUAAUGUUGAUGAUGUUUAGUUUUUUUUCAGUAGAUAGGUUUUGAUAAUGUACUGUCAUGAAUUCGAAAAAUGUGAUGUUUGAUCACCGGAUCUUUCAGUCUUAGAAUACAAUUGGAUUACAUAC